Messenger RNA from Parastagonospora nodorum SN15, 1094 nucleotides. RefSeq lists its product as hypothetical. Bases 84 to 1028 code for a protein of 314 amino acids. The record is from RefSeq and is a predicted model, not a curated record. The transcript is spliced from 3 exons. Lineage: Eukaryota; Fungi; Ascomycota; Dothideomycetes; Pleosporales; Phaeosphaeriaceae.
UCUUAACUCUGGCUCUUUCAAUUUCGACAUUCCCAUAACUCUUAUAUUUUCCUCUGGAUCCAGGAUCAGGGAAAUACAUCAAAAUGCCUACAGCCAUGCCAAAAGUAAAGCAGUCGGGCCUGAGCAAAGAGCUCUCAGAGCCGCUCCCAGACCCAGGCACAUUCGAGGGUAUGCCAGGCGUAAGGAGUAUAGCUGGAGAUUUGGGCGAUCAGAGAGUCAAAGACAAAGUCAUCAUCGUAACCGGCGCAAACUCCAUCAUAGGCAUCGGCCGCGCCUCCGCCCACCAAUUCGCGCGCAACGGCGCCCGCGCAGUCUACAUCUGCGACUUCUCCUCCACCAACCUCGCGCAGCACAAGCGCGAGCUCAACACGCUCUACCCCACCGUCGACAUCCAUACGCGCACCUUCGACGCCGCCGACGAACCCGCCGUGCAAGCCGUCGUGCAAGAAGCCCUCGACACCUACGGGCGUCUCGACGUCUUCUUCGCCAACGCCGGCAUCUCCAGUGGCAAAGUGUUCUGGGAAGAAGACAGCGCGGGCUUCAUGCACGUGAUGAAAACCAACGCAUUGUCCGUAUUUCUCGCCGCCAAGUACGCGAGUCGCGCCAUGUUGAAGACAUCCGCUGCGAAGCCGUACCCGUCGGGAUCGAUUAUCGCGACCGCCUCGGUGGCUGGGCUGAAGUCCAACGCCGGGCCGACGGAUUACUCGGCGUCCAAGGCCGCGGUGGUUAGUCUGAUGCAGACGUGUGCGUAUCAGCUGGUGGGCACGGGGAUUCGGUGUAAUGCGGUUUGUCCGGGGUUGAUUGAGACGGGCAUGACCAAGGUCACGUACGAUGCGGCGCGGAAGAGGGGGAGUGAGGGGAAAAUCGGACAGUUAAAUCCGUUGCGGAGAGGCGGGCAGCCGGAUGAGAUUGCGAGGGCCGUGUUGUUUUUGGCGAGUGAUGAGGCAAGUUAUGUGAAUGCGCAGGCGUGGGCGGUGGAUGGGGGGUUGUCGGGGGGCAUGCCGUUUGUGCCGGGCAAGUUGGCGUAAGGCAGGACAGUAGUCAAGACAUGCAAGUGUGGCAAAAGUUGGAAUGUCAAAUCGGUGUAUUCUCCA